Messenger RNA from Branchiostoma floridae (Florida lancelet), 2088 nucleotides. RefSeq names its product mitoferrin-2-like. The transcript has 4 exons. Gene Ontology annotation, cellular component: mitochondrial membrane. Gene Ontology annotation, molecular function: ferrous iron transmembrane transporter activity. Gene Ontology annotation, biological process: iron import into the mitochondrion. The record is from RefSeq and is a predicted model, not a curated record. The coding region runs from base 92 to 1090 and encodes 332 amino acids. NCBI's taxonomy places the organism in Eukaryota, Metazoa, Chordata, Leptocardii, Amphioxiformes, Branchiostomatidae.
GUCUUCUCUCUCCUCAGCUUCCGAUCUCACUGUUGUCCACAGGAACUACAGGUUAGGUCCCUCACUAGACUGUCUUCCUGCAGCAUCGAGGAUGGACCCGGACGACCCGUACGAGAGCCUGCCGAAGGAGAGUAGUCUGGCGGCGCAUUUGGGAGCGGGAGCUCUGGCAGGCAUGGCCGAACAUUGCAUAAUGUACCCCGUGGAUUCUGUCAAGACACGUAUGCAGAGUAUCAUACCCGAGCCCGGCGCGAGAUACCGUAGUAUCGCCCACGCCUUCAAAACCAUCAUCCGACAGGAAGGACUGCUGAGACCCGUGCGAGGCGUGAGCGUGGUGGCGGCGGGGGCGGGGCCCGCUCAUGCUCUGUACUUCUCGUGCUACGAGCAAAUGAAAAGGACUUUAGGUGGCAACAGUCGUGGAAUGGAGCCUGGACACUACCCCGUGGCCAAUGGUGCGGCAGGGUGUAUCGCAACAGUGUUUCAUGAUGCUUCCAUGAAUCCAGUAGACGUUGUGAAACAAAGACUGCAGAUGUACGGAAGUCCGUACAAAGGUGCAAUAGACUGCUUCCGGACUGUUCUCCGAACGGAAGGGGUGGGGGCGUUCUACAGGAGCUUCACCACACAAUUGACAAUGAACCUCCCCUUUCAAAGCAUCCACUUCAUGGUGUACGAGUUCAUGCAAGAGCAUUUCAACCCGUCGCAUGAAUACAACCCGGAGACCCAUCUCGUGUCGGGCGCCAUGGCGGGAGCGGUCGCCGCCGCCAUCACCACCCCAUUGGACGUUUGCAAAACCCUGUUGAACACGCAGGAGAAGAGAGUACGCAAUAAGAAGGCAGCAAUCUCAGGGAUGGUGGAUGCGUUCAGAACGGUUUAUCGCGUGGGGGGAUUCUUCGCGUACUUCAAAGGGGUGAGGGCGAGAGUGGUGUUCCAGAUGCCGGCCACGGCCAUAUCGUGGUCGGUAUACGAGCUGUUCAAACACCUGAUCACCAAGCAGCAGCGGUCGGCCCUGUACGCGAAAGAGAGCGGCCGCCAGGAGCCUAAACAGGACCUGGUGCUCCUCAGGCAAGACAAGAUGCCGUUAGCUGUCAAGUGAUGGUUCUUACACCAUGUAGGGCAAUAUACUGUUGUUAAGAUGUACCCUGUGCAGAGAUAGUGUCAAAAAAUAUUACAUGUGUAUCUCAGCAGUUGUGGGUAAUUCACAAAGAAAAAAAUAUAAAUUUCACACAAUAUGAUCUUAACAGCUCCCAGCCCUACUAUUAGUACUAAGUCAACUAAUGGACAAUAAAAUUGCAGAGAUGAAUCCAAUCUAAUUGAAAACACAAGACGAUACGCCGCACACAAGUUUCUGUCAGCUUGCAUUAUUGUGAGAUUCAUCCCCUAUCCUCUAAACAUGCGAGAGGAAUUUUUGUGGUAGCCCAUGUGUUGUAGUGGUCAGAUGUAAGCAAAGGGGCCACCAUAUGUUCUACUAGUUCUUACCAAACAAAGAGCAAUUGCAAACUUUGGGAAUUGUCACUGCAGCCAUAAGCAUCGUUGAGAAACUUUUUACCCAAGCUGUGAUUUUGAAGUAUUCCUUGCAUCUUACUUUGUCCAAAAUCUUGUGUUCAACAGUCCAAAACAUGGCAGACAGUAAGGGAUUUGUAAGGCCACACCAUCUUAUCUUCUUGGUUUUUUUCUUGACACUUUAAGUUUAAAGAAACAAUCUAGCAAGAGAUCAACAUAAGAAUAGUAGUUAAGUGGAAAUAGUCUAUUAUUACGUGUAACUCCCGUAUACUGUGUGUUCCAGUUCAGAAAUAUUCUUUUUUUUUAAUUCUAGCACAAACAAAUUGAAAUGGUGUGGUCGUAUCAUUGUCAGAUGGGGCAGGGCAAUGCGGUUAGAAAUGUGGAAUUGGAAUAAGAGCAAGAUAUUUUUGCAGAAAGUGUACAUAUAUAUAUUGUGUCCACAUAUAUAUAUAUAAUGAUUGGUUCAACUAGAGCUUUAUGAUAGAAGUGCCGGAUAAUCACAGUCAGUUAAGGGAGGAAGGGAAUGGAAAGUCGAUUUUGAUUUGAUAUUGGAAAAUGGCAAAUAUAAGAUGUGUGUUAACAACUGGAAUA